Molecule: messenger RNA, 1401 nt
Organism: Drosophila kikkawai
Lineage: Eukaryota; Metazoa; Arthropoda; Insecta; Diptera; Drosophilidae
Product: proton-coupled amino acid transporter-like protein CG1139
Biological process (GO): amino acid transmembrane transport
Molecular function (GO): L-amino acid transmembrane transporter activity
Source: RefSeq, a predicted model, not a curated record
CCUUCCGAGUGAUUUAAGUUUCCUGAAAUGGAGCGAUCGAAGAGGAAGUUUGCCGGCCAUCGUCGCUUAGAACAGAAGCUGCCCCUCCACCAGAGGCUACUGGGCGGCGUUCAGAGGAGUUUCGGAACGACGGUGGCCCUUCAGGCUAAGGUGCCCAAGGAUGAGGGUAGUUACCUGACGAACCUGGAGGCCUUUAUUAAUGUCCUGAAUUGUGCUUUUGGCACAGGAUGCUUGGCAAUGCCGCGAGCCUUUUUGGAUGCAGGCUGGCUUACGGGACUCAUAAUGACGAUUGUCCUGGGCUUCUUCAUGGUAUAUACCAUGCAUGUUGUGCUAAAUGACAUCAAUUCGAUGCAAAAACGCUUUGGAGUGCCCCUGCUUAGUUAUGGCAAGAGCAUGGAAGUGGCUGUGAGCAUGGGUCCUAGAAGAUUUCAGUUCCUGGCCAAGCCCAUGCAUUAUUAUGUGGACAUACUGGUCUCUUUGUAUCACUUUGGUGUGGACAGUAUCUAUGUAGUUUUCAUAGCCAAGAUCUUGAAGGAUUUGGGUGACAUAUACUUCUGGCCAUUGGAUGAGAGGCUUUAUAUGGCCUUGCUCCUGCCGCCCUUGAUCUUGACCUUCUUCAUACGACAACUGAAGCUUUUAAAACCAUUUUCCUUAAUUUCCAACUUGAUGAUAACUAUUGCCUUUCUCAUCACCCUGAGCUACCUGUUGCAGGACCUGCCCGAGUUCAGUGAACUUCGUCCCUUUCAGCCACUAAAAAGUCUGCCUUUAGUCUUUGGAACACUUCUCUUUUCCAUUGAAUCAAUUGGAGUGAUAUUGACCAUUCUUCGCAGAAUGCAAACACCGGCGGACUUCCUGGGAACCUGCGGAGUCCUUAAUCGUGGCAUGGCCGUGGUAAUACUCUUUUAUGCAGGAUUUGGAGUCCUUGGCUAUUGGCGUUACGGCCAGCAUACGGCAAGCUCAGUUCUGCACAAUCUGCCCAUGGACGAAAUCCUCACCCAGCUAGUAGCUGGAUUCUUUGCUUUAGGAGUCUUCUUCAGCUACGCUUUGAGUGGCUACGUUACCGUGGACAUCAUCUGGCAUGGAUAUAUGGAACAGAAAAUGGAGGCUGGCCACUCAUCCAAGAUGGUGAAGUGCCUGGUCCAGAUAGCCUUGGUGAUUGCCUCGGUUCUGGUGGCCAUCCUGUUUCCAGAUUUCUGGCUACUGCUAUCCAUUGUGGGCUCCUUUUGCAUGGCCCAGCUGGGUCUUAUCUUUCCGGGCAUCUUGGAUCUUUGUGUUCAGUAUGAGGAAGGCUACGGACCCGGCAGGAUCCUACUCUGGCGAUCGAUGAUCUUUAUUGCAGGUGGUCUGGCCGGCGGUGUGGCCGGCACAUUGCAUUGCAGUGGCUUCGAUGAGCAACCUUAG